AAUUUGGUGGUGAGAAGAUUCGCUGUGAAAUUUUGUGGUUAGCCUCCUUCCUUCUUCGGGCUUGAACUUGACACACAAAUUUUCCAUGGAAAAGAGAUGCUUUUCCCCUGAUAUUCGCGUGAAAUCAAAUGUAGUGCGCCUUACCAAGUGAUUGCCAAACAGCGUAAGAUUGCACAGUCAGUCUCCAUGUGUUGCCCAAAGAAUCGCUUCCAGCUCUUGUAAACAAACAAGAAAAACAAGUGAGAAAUGUCAGUGAAAGUUUUCUUCGAGAUUGGACACGAUUCGUCCCUGAAGGCGAAGCCAACUCCCGAGGGCUUCACGCACGACUGGGAGUUAUUCGUGAGGGGAUGCGACAGUCACGAUAUCAGCCACUUCAUCGACAAGGUGGUGUUCAAUCUGCACGAGUCAUUUCCGAAGCCAAAAAGAGUCGUCAAGGAGCCGCCGUACUCAGUAAAGGAGUCCGGAUAUGCCGGAUUCGUGCUGGCCAUUGACAUUUAUGUCAAGAAUCGCGAGGAUCCCAAGAAGAUCAGCUUCUCAUAUGAUCUCGAUUUGAAUAUGAUACAGCGCAAGCAGACGGAGAAGUUCAUCUUCACAACGCCGUCGGAGGAGUUCCGGCGGAAGCUGCUCAAGGGCGGCGGUGUUCUGAUGUCUAACGCCACGAGUAACCUGGACGACAAGAGCAGGGACACAGAUGAGCGUACCAAGGGGAAGAUGAGUGCAAUUGGCGUGAAUGAUGCCGCGAAGAAACACAAGAUGCGACCAGAGGACCCUUUCACGAAUCUCUUUGGCACGCCUAUCACCAAAUCCUCCACUAAAGUGUCGCCAGACCCAAAGAGCAAGGCCUCGCCGAACCGCCUGGGGAAGCCUCAGCAGCCGCCGGCGGGUGGCAAGUCGAGUGGCGAGAAGAACGCUGCGGGAUCGAAGGACAGAGCGGAGAAGGAAUCAAAAUCGAAGCACAGCAAGCACACGAGUCCGCAUAGGGAGCGGAGCGGCGAGAGCAAGGAAGCCCGGAAAGCGGAGGAGAAGCACGAGCGGCGGGAGGAGAAGAAGAAGGACAAGAACUAUUCGAAGGAUCGCGAUAAGAGCAAAGAAAAGAGUGUGAAGAGGCCCGCGAGUCCCAAGCGCAGCCCCAAGCGACCCAGUCCCAGUCGGAGUGGCUCCACGGGCAAAGUAGAAGAGAAGAGUCAGCCGGCGGCGGCGCUGGGUGACCGAGGCGGCAGCAGUGGCAAGAAGAUGAAGAAAGAGAAGAAGGAGAAGAGCCACGAAAAGGCGGAGCGCAAAGAUCACAAGAAAGACAACGCGGAGAAGGCGCCGGCGGGGAAGGGUGCCACCAGUGAGAAAAGCGACGCGGCGAAGGCCGGCAAGGAGGCGAGUCAGGGACCAAAGGAGGCGCUCAGCAUGCGGGAGAAGCUCAAAGAGAUGAUCAAGACGCCGCCAGAGAUCACAGUGAGUGCUGAGGUGCCGAAGCCGCAGGAGAGGCGGCACGAGAAGGAGGGCGAGCGGAAGCACAAGCACAAGAAGAAGGACAAGGGCGGCAGCAGCAAGGAGAAGAAGAAGGACAAAAGCGCCUCGGCGUCUCGAGCACGAGAAGACACCAAUUCCACACCCACGAAGUCCGUCGCCAAAGCCGCCCAGGAGAGCGUAAAGAGUCACCAGGCGGACGGCGGCAAGAAGGCCUCGACGCCGCUGGACAAGCUGUACAAUGAGCUUGGCGACAGGGCGUCCAGUGACUCGGACAUGGAGAGCCCGGCAUCGGAGAAGACUGACAUGACCAGCGCGAUGGGGUGCGAGAACUCGAACAGCAGCGCGCAGGACGUGAACGUUCCCAAGGCGGAAGAGGUGAAGAGCUCGAAGAAAAGUCGCGCCGAGAAGAAGUCCAGCGGGGAGAAGAAGAAGAAGCGCAACAGGGAGGACGUGAAUGACAAUGCCACGACGACGGGGAAGGACAGUCCGGCGAUCAGCAAGAUGGAUCCGCCAGCCAAGAUCCCGAGGCGUGUCGGAGAGGAUCUGUACAAGAACGGCGAUGCCGCGCCGAAUACGGACGAGGGAUCUUCCUACCGGAGUGGCAGCGCCGCGGGCAGUGUUUCCGGCGCCGCGGCAAAUCCGCCGCUGUCCAUGGACUACAUGUCAGAACUAAAGGAUUUGCAGCACAAGAUCAUGACGCUGCAGGACAACAACGAGCUGCAGCAAGUAGUGGAGAUGAUCGCGGCCACGGGCCAGUACGAAAUCACCAGUAAGACCUUUGACUUCGACCUGUGUGCGCUGGACAAGAGCACGGUGCAGCGAUUGCAGGAAUUCUUCGCCACGUCGUGACGCGCAAUCAACUCAUUUGGCGACCAUUAAACCCAGGAGUAAUCCCCAUUCGCCCACUUUCCCAGGACCUCGUCUCACCCGGUGAGAUUAAUUCUUUUUUCGCUGUCCUGCUUGUUUUUGUGUACAUUUUCCCGCCCAGAUUUCUCGGCCAAUUUUAUGUUUCAAUUUUUAUACCUUUCACUCUAUUUAUCAAUCAUUUUGCCACCACUUUCUUUUAACUUUAAGGGAGAAAUUGAAGUCUAUAUUCAAUACCAGAAGUAGUGAAUAAGAGUAGAGAGUUAUAUAGUAGCAUUUGACGGUAGAAAAUUCAUCAUAUAAUUCAGGGUACAAUUCUGCGUAGAAGAAGUCUUCAAAUAUAAAAUGCCUUUUGUGAAUUGCAAUUUAAUAUAUAUUUGCGAUGAAAUAGAAGUUUGUGAUCAAAUAAUGCAAAGAAACUCAAAAGCAACAGUUUUCUCAGAGGGGCAAACCAAUGGAGAGCCUUAAAUGGACGUAGGUUUCACGAAAAAAACAUUUUAUACGUUAACUGAAUGUUCUGCUAAAUAGCAACAAAUGAACUCUGUGUGCCCUUUCCUUAUGUUGCAAAUAGUCCAAAUAACACUAUAAAAACUGUACAGCAUUUCCCUGUGACCAAUUUGCGCUUUCUCGCAAGAUUCCUUCUGUGCAGCUAUUCAAGUUAGAGGAUCCAAAAGGCAUGUGUAAUAUAGGAAAAAAUCGAGGUUUUGUCCACAUCGCAGCUGAACGCAACUUAGGAGAGCGAUUUUUUCUCUAUUUAUAGCGAUUAAUCACACCUGAGUUCUAAAUUACAGAUUGUCUUAUGAGAAUCCAUCAGAAUCUCAUAUGACAGUCUCAUGCUGUUAUAAGACAGAAAUGCCAAUAAACUUCCAGUCACGUUUUGAAGAGAAAGUCUUUUUAAUGAGACAUUUUCAAUGGGUGGCACUUCCGAGUAAAUGAUAAAAAAUCGCUCUACUGAAGUGCAAGAGUCUGAAAAAAAGUGUUAUAAGUUUUUCAAAUGCGUUUUCCAUUUAACUUGAAGCCUGUGUAGAAUUGUAGAUAAACUUUCAGAAUUACUCCCAUUUAAGACAUGCAAUUAGCAAAAUCCGUGGACUUGUGAAAUAAGGUUAUAUCUUAUAUUUUUGUAAGAUAAAACAAUCUUCGAAUGAAUUAAUUGUAGUUUUAUGUUCACACAAUGGCGAUUUUGAUUAUUUCAUGUAAGAAUUGAAGCGUGUUUGCGCGAAUUGUGCAUUUUAGAUAAUGAUUUUUAUAUAAUUUCAUUAGUUGUACGUUUUGAGACUGCAUCACACCGUUAAUGCUAAAUUUAUUGUAUAUUUACAAAAUUAUUCUAACUAUAAGCCUCUCUCCAUCCCUAAAAAAAAUUGUAUCCCACUAAUUUAAAUUAAAGAAAAAAAACUUCAAAUUUGUGAACACUGUUUCGCAAGGAAAAGAACAUAGUAACCAAUAGUUUUAAGU
Phlebotomus argentipes is the source of this 3780-nucleotide messenger RNA. It is a transcript of the gene ear, whose product is annotated as protein AF-9. The transcript has 3 exons. The record is from RefSeq and is a predicted model, not a curated record. Gene Ontology annotation, biological process: regulation of DNA-templated transcription. Gene Ontology annotation, cellular component: super elongation complex. NCBI's taxonomy places the organism in Eukaryota, Metazoa, Arthropoda, Insecta, Diptera, Psychodidae. The coding region runs from base 247 to 2313 and encodes 688 amino acids.